AUGGCGGAGCUUGAGAGCAGUCUGACUGCUAUGGAUUGGCUCCACCGUCUUGGUGUCGGUGGGGCUAUGGCAGGUCCGGGGGUAGGAAAACUGGACCCUAAUGGCAAUGGACAAAUCACAAAAACAGUAGGUGGCCAACUGGCAUUGCGUAAAUCACCGAAUUCCCCCCUGGACACCUCGGCGACUUUGGAUCAGCACGAAGCCCAGGCACACCAAGCCAGGGAUGGAAAACCCCCGUACAGUUACGCCAAUCUAAUCACGUUCGCUAUAAACAGUUCCGCUAAAAAGAAAAUGACUUUGAGUGACAUUUACCAGUGGAUUUGCGAUAAUUUUCCUUACUACAGAGAUGCUGGGAAUGGUUGGAAAAAUUCCAUACGUCAUAAUUUGUCAUUAAAUAAGUGUUUUCAAAAAGUACCAAGAUCAAAAGAUGACCCAGGGAAGGGCUCAUAUUGGGCAAUAGACAACCAUCCUGUAGAAGACCCAGUUCCUUCAAGACACAAGAAGAAGCGAGCAAAUGAGAGGGGUUUACCAUAUAGUCCUGAAUCUGGGUUGAAUUCCUCCAACAGCGUGAGCUCUCCCACCUUAGCCUCGUUAAAUAUUCAAAUUACAUCACAGUCCAACAAUCAGAUUCCAUCCCAUUCCUUCGCCGACAACAACCUUGCCCUGGAUGACCUCAGUGCCUCCUUCAGAAGUUUGUAUAAUAAGAUGUUUCAUGUGAGAGAAGGUGGCCUGAACACACUACUCAAUCACUCAGAGAACACUGCGGUAUCAGGUAUAUUGAACAAUGUUUCAAAUGAGAGUAGUAACCAAACCCUUCUGAACAGCAAUCCGUCUAGUUUGUUAUCAAGUUCCAACUUGUUACAGGGUCAGCAGUUCCUGUCUGGCUCCACAGAGUGGCUGCAGAAUAUUGAUUCCUUACGGGAAAGUGUCCGGUUGGCAGGCAGCCAUGACUGGCAAAAUGUUGAUGUCAGUCAGUUUCAGGGUUUAAUGGAAACAAUGAAGCAAGCCGAUCUAUCCAACUUGUCAUUAAAUCCUGAGCAGUUUGCUGACCUGGCAUCCUCAUUGAACAACUUUUUCAACCAGACGUCCGGUAUCCAUCAUAGUCCAGCACAUCAGACCCAAGGCUAUUCCUCCUCCUCAGAUACACUGUCCGGUGUGAAUACAUUUUGUAACAGUCAAGCAGGGUCAUUGUUGUUAGAUGGCAGCCCCAUGACAGGGGUGCCCAAUGGGAGGAGUUCUGUCAGCCCCCAAAUAAGCCCCCGCCCACAGAGUGGUUCCAGUACAUACAGUCCUCAGACGUCACAGGUGAUGCAGUUACGCUCAGCUUCACACUAUGCCACAGACGAAAUAGAAGAUGACUUCAACUGGGAUAAGCUUUUGUAGAGAGAUGGCAGUUGACAACAGAGCUGCAUCAUCUUCUAGUAGAUUCACAGUUUUUAAGCAUUAAAAAGACAUUUAGUGGUAAUUUUUUUCCAACUAGGACACAAUUCGGCUCACUUGUGAAACAUUCAUAUGCAGAGCGACAGAGUGUUUCAGUGUGGAACACUUCAAGUGUUUGGACAGAGGCAAUGUUCACAUGUGAAACACUUCAUGUGUGCAAAUAGUAAAACUGUUCACAUAUGAAGCACAUGUUGUGUGCAGACAGAUCUAUUGUCCAUGUGUGAACAUACUUGCUGUAUGCAGAUAGCUAUAGUGUUUAUCUGGAAACACAUAUUGUGUGCUGACAGUGUUCGUGUCACUAUGAAAGUUUAUUCGUACAACAGGAUGAUUUUGGCUUGGGAGUACAAAACAGCCCGCUGGAUGUUGAUUUUCCUUAUAUUAAUCAUAUAUGCUGUACCCCGUUAGCUGAAAAUGUUGCCUUUGCAUGAGCACUAAAAAAGAAAAGAAACUCGUUGUUGGAAGAAUUUUUGUUAACCCACGAGUAGGUUUCUUUGCUGAAUUUGUAUUUUGAUUGGUUGUCCGUUAGACUCAAUGUGGCAACAAUGUUUUUCUCUCUUUUUGGAUUCAGACACACAAAAAAGAUGUCAUCUCUCACAGAAACAACUCCAACUAAGUUAUUGUUAAGGUACAGUUUUGUGAAAUAUGAUUUUCUAUUUAUUUCAUCCGGUUCAUGACAAAUUCAAAGCGUUUUAAUAACUAUCUGCACUCAAAAACAGUUGACAGUUGCAAUGUUUCAAUGUAACAAAGGGACAUAACUCUUGUAGCCGUGAUGUCUGCAUUUGCUCAGCAACAAUAUAUUGUUGCAUUAAAAUAAUCAGAUAACCUGCUGAUUAAAUUAUCUAUUUCAUUAUGAAAGGACUGGAAUUUUUUUUUUUUUUUUCAAAUGGAAGAACAUGGAAUGUGGGAUAAUAAAUGUGUCGUUAAGAUUUUGACCAGAGUGUAUGACGAGGCUGAAGGGUGUGUCAUCCUGAAGAGUUUUGUACAAGACUCAGUAGGGCCUAGAAUACCAUGCACCCUUGUUAAACCUUAAUAACUAAUCAGAUGUUUAGAUUGUACACUUAAUUCUAAAUUAUGUGUUUAAAGUAGCACAACAGUACAUGUACAGGUUUUGGAAAUGCCCAUAUAUGCAGCUCUCAGUGUGUUUAAUUUUAAAUCAUGUUUAUCCGUAUGUAUAAAUACAGAGAAGUUGUACCCAUAGUAUAUGUGGGAUAGUGCGCACUGUCUGUUUGAAACAGAAAAUAAGCAUUUUUUUAUGAACAUAUACAUGAAACGUCAUUUAUGUUUAUUGUAAAAACAUAUAUUUUUAGCUUAGUACACAUCACUGGAUGGUUUGACACAGACUUGAACUAUGUACAUGUAUAUAUAGACAUAUAUAUAUAUAUAUAGAUAGGUAGGGAAAUAUCAGUAGGUGACAUGUACACAUUGUUGUAUGUGGUUGUGGGUGAUCUGUCAUGUACUAGGUCCAUUUAGUUCUGAAUGUCUUCAUCCCUUGGCAGACUGAAUGUGAAAUAUUUAUCAGAAGACCUUCACUGGAUUGUGCUGCAUGUGGAUUUGUACUGGAAAUGAAAGUUUAUUGUGCGUAGUCUCUGCAGCAACAGGGUUUAAUCAUUUUCAUGUUUUUGUCAAGAGGCUACAAGUUUGCAAAGAGAAAAAAACAAGUAAAGGUUGUACCUGUCUAAAUAUUGGUGCAGCAUAGCAUUUGAAAGCAAGGGACUUGAACCACAUUGUGUGUGGAUAUUGUAGCUUGCUGGAUAUAACUCUUGACUGCCGUGUUAAUCCCUACGUUAAGUUUUAGUGGCAGACCUGUGAGGUACAUGUGGUCCCCCUCACGUUAUACAUGUUACUUGGUUUUCGCUACUUACUGUAUUUACCCAUUUGGUUCAGUGUUUUUUAACACUUCAUCCAUAACAUCAUUCACGUUAUGGUGUAUUUAGAUUGAAUUCUUUGAGUGCAAUUUUAAAAUGGAACAUUUCUAAACGCAUAGUGAAAUUUUUGUAACCAAUACAGCCUAUUGCUGUUGUCACAUAAGUUUUGCGCUAAACUUUACUCUGCUGUUCAUUUUUAGAAAUUGAGAUCUUCUCGGAAGGAUUACAAUUGAAACUGAGAUAAGUCUCAUUGCAUCCCAGCUUGAUAGAACUCUUCUGUUCACAGUACUUACACUUCUGUGACAUGAUUUUACAUUAAAUUUACCUCACAGCAAUUUACUGUGUAUAUCUAAUAAUUUCGCUUUGGACAAUUUACACUACAUAUGGAAUUUGUGUGGCAAGAUAUAUCGAUCGGUUAUUUUAAUUUCUGCAUUUUUUUAUCUCUCUUCAGGGUCCAUGUCCUUUGAUUGGGUGGAAACAUAGAUAUAUAUUUUGAUAUUUUUUGAGCCAUGUUAGAACAAAAGGCCCGUAUAGCGUCAAAUUUAUCCAGUAUCUUUUCACUUUUAUAAAGUGAGCAUGUGAUCCAGUUGGUCGACUCCUACUCUCUUUUCCAAGUGUUACAGACUAAAGGCAGCGCAGCUUUGUCUGCAUGAAGUGGGAGGAAAUCUGAAUGGAAUGAAGCUUCCAUAAAAUACUCCUUUUUUCGUAUUUCAUUGCCAAGCCUAGUUGCCCCCACAAUGGGCAUCACAAUGAGUUCAUGUGUUUCCAGAUCUGUAGUUCCAGUUUACACUCAGUUUACACAUACUGCUUGGUUUAUGAAGAUAAAUCUGCAUGAGGAGUGUUUGCCAUUUCCAUUGAUUUAACCAGCCGUUUCAAUAAACUGGCUGAAGAAUAACACUGUCUAUAUCACACCUGGAUAUACAUGUUGUAUAUAUACAUGUACC
This is a messenger RNA of Liolophura sinensis, 4249 nucleotides long. RefSeq names its product forkhead box protein J3-like. Gene Ontology annotation, biological process: regulation of transcription by RNA polymerase II. The record is from RefSeq and is a predicted model, not a curated record. NCBI's taxonomy places the organism in Eukaryota, Metazoa, Mollusca, Polyplacophora, Chitonida, Chitonidae. The transcript has 11 exons. The coding region runs from base 1 to 1383 and encodes 460 amino acids. Gene Ontology annotation, molecular function: RNA polymerase II cis-regulatory region sequence-specific DNA binding; DNA-binding transcription factor activity, RNA polymerase II-specific. Gene Ontology annotation, cellular component: nucleus.